GUUCCUUCAUGAUGGUGAAUGCUUCGGGUCGUGCAUCAGGUCAGAAGGCCCACCUGCUCCUGCCCACGCUAAAAGAGAAUGACACCCACUGCAUAGACUUCCACUACUCCCUGUCUAGCCGGGAUGGGACGAGUCCCGGAACCCUUAAUGUCUACAUAAAAGUGGAUGGUGGACCACAGGGGAAUCCCAUCUGGAAUGCCUCAGCACCCGUCACUGAAGGCUGGGUGAAGGCUGAACUCGCCAUCAGCACCUUUUGGCCCAACUCCUAUCAGGUUAUUUUUGAGGCUGUGUCUGUACAAGGGCAUCCUGGGUUCAUCGCAGUGGAUGAGAUACACGUUUUGGCCCACCCUUGCCGCAAGACACCACAUUUUCUGCGGCUGCAGAAUGUCGAGGUGAACGUGGGACAGAAUGCCACCUUCCAGUGUAUUGCUGGAGGCAAAUGGUCACAACAUGACAAACUCUGGCUACAGCAAUGGAAUGGUAAAGACACGUCUCUCAUGGUGACCCGAGUGGUAAACCAUCGGCGCUUCUCCGCUACCGUUAGCGUAACGGACACGUCACAGCGCAGCACCAGCCGUUACCGCUGUGUCAUUCGUUCUGAUGGAGGAUCUGGAGUUUCAAACUAUGCUGAACUCAGCGUUAAAG
This is a messenger RNA of Sinocyclocheilus grahami, 645 nucleotides long. Its product is annotated as receptor-type tyrosine-protein phosphatase T-like. The annotation marks the transcript as partial. The record is from RefSeq and is a predicted model, not a curated record. The transcript is spliced from 4 exons. Gene Ontology annotation, cellular component: membrane. Lineage: Eukaryota; Metazoa; Chordata; Actinopteri; Cypriniformes; Cyprinidae.